CCCAGUCAGAGUGAAAGUUGUCUCCGCUUCGAAAAGCGGGGGUUCGGGGACUCGCUAGUUGCCACCGCCGCUGCUUCGCACGCUUUCUCCAGGAGAGAUGAGGCGGAAAGAGAAGCGGCUGCUGCAGUUCGCCGGGCUGCUCAUAGUGGCUCUGCUCUUCCUCCCCAACGUCGGGCUGUGGUCUUUGUACCGGGACCGAGUGUUCGACAACUCGCCCGACACAGUGGACGCUCCGGGCGGCAUCCCCCUGAUACAGGGGAUCAACCGAGUGGGGAAGGAUGCUCAGGUGGGACGCGAUGGCGUGCGGAGGAGAGACUGGCAUGACUAUGAAGCAAUCAAAAGAGAUUCAUCUCGAUCUGGUAAUGGUGAACAGGGGAAGCCGUUCCCCCUGACGGACGCUGACCGGGUCGACCAGGCCUACCGGGAGAACGGCUUCAACAUUUAUGUCAGCGACCGGAUCUCCCUCAACCGCUCCGUCCCCGACAUCCGCCAUCCAAACUGUAAGCAGAAGCUGUAUGCAGAGAAGCUGCCCAACACCAGCAUCAUCAUCCCCUUCCAUAACGAGGGCUGGUCGUCGCUGCUGAGGACCGUUCACAGCGUGCUCAACCGCUCUCCUCCACAGCUCAUAGCAGAGGUCAUCCUGGUCGACGACUUCAGCGACAAAGAGCACCUAAAGGUGGCGCUAGAGGAGUACAUGGUGCGGCUGCCGAAGGUUCGCAUCCUGAGGACCAAGAAGAGGGAGGGGCUGAUCAGGACUCGCCUGCUGGGAGCCGCCUCCGCUAAAGGAGAAGUCAUCACCUUCCUGGACUCCCACUGUGAGGCCAACGUCAACUGGCUGCCUCCGCUGCUGGACCGAAUCGCGCAGAACAGGAAAACCAUCGUGUGUCCGAUGAUCGACGUGAUCGACCACGACAACUUCGGCUAUGAGACGCAGGCUGGGGACGCCAUGCGUGGGGCGUUCGACUGGGAAAUGUACUACAAACGGAUCCCCAUCCCCACAGAGAUGCAGAACGAUGACCCCAGUGAACCCUUUGAGUCACCGGUGAUGGCAGGUGGACUGUUUGCUGUGGACAGGAAGUGGUUCUGGGAGCUGGGAGGAUAUGACACAGGUCUGGAGAUCUGGGGAGGAGAACAGUACGAGAUCUCCUUCAAGGUGUGGAUGUGUGGUGGCCGGAUGGAGGACAUCCCUUGCUCCAGGGUAGGACACAUCUACAGGAAGUACGUCCCCUACAAAGUUCCUGGAGGAGUCAGCCUGGCCAGGAAUCUGAAGCGCGUGGCGGAGGUGUGGAUGGACGAAUACGCCGAAUACGUCUACCAGCGUCGGCCCGAGUACCGCCACCUGUCAGCAGGCGACAUGACGGCCCAGAAGGAGCUGAGGAACCGCCUCAACUGCAAGAGCUUCAAGUGGUUCAUGAGCGAGGUGGCCUGGGAUCUGCCCAAACACUACCCGCCGGUGGAGCCCCCUGCUGCUGCGUGGGGAGAGGUCCGUAAUGUGGGCAGCGGCAUGUGUAUGGAGAGUAAACACUUUGUAUCAGGGAGUCCCAUCCGCCUGGAGAGCUGUGUGAAGGGGCGGGGCGAGGUGAGCUGGAGCCACGGACAGGUGUUCACAUUCGGCUGGAGAGAGGACAUCCGUGUGGGCGACCCCAUGCACACUAAGAAAGUCUGCUUCGACGCCAUCUCCCACAACAGCCCCGUCACCCUGUACGACUGUCACGGCAUGAAGGGCAACCAGCUGUGGCGCUACAGAAAGGACAAGAGUCUGUAUCACCCCGUCAGUAACAGCUGUGUCGACUGCAGCCCGACAGAGCGGCGGGUCUUCAUGAACACGUGCGACCCCUCCUCCCCCAGCCAGCAGUGGCUGUUCGAGAGAACCAACGCCACCGUGCUGGAGCACUUCAACCAGGGCACCAACUGAGGCCCUGCGGCGCCCACAAAAACUCCUGAGGCACGCAGACGUGGAUCUGCUGCCGCUGCUGCUGAUGCUGUGAGAUGGCGUUUUACAUUUACUGCGGUUCCCCGUUUACCUGCCGCUGAGGCGACAGCUGUUUCUCUUUGGGGUGCUCAGAGUGAGGCAGGAUGGGAUACCGCGGGGGAAGCUGGUUAAACACAUCAGUUAGAGGAAAGACUGAGUUGAGCUGUGAUGGAUGGGUGUGUGUUUAAAAGUGACUUUGUGUGUGAGAUGUAUUUAUUCUGUCACAGCGUCGCUGUGGCAGUGGGUCUGUCUCACUUCCUGAUUUUGCUGUUGAUUGGUUAUCUGACAUUCCUCCCGCCUCUCGUUUCUAAUUUCUUUAGUCUGUUUAGUCAGUUUCUCUGCGUUUAUUUAUUGCCUUUCUUUCCCUCGCCGUUCCCUCUAUUCCCCCUCUCCUUCAUCCACCUUUAUCCUCUGUCUCCAUCUCUUUCCCCCUCCUGUCUCUCCUCCUCUGCCUCUGCCUGCACGUCCGUCUCUAUCUGCCUGCAUGACUGCGUCUUUGCCCACCUUCUCCAUUCUCUCUCUCAAAUCCCCUUAUGUCUCUCCAGCACUGACAACCUCCCUGGGGGGGGCUCCUGCUGAGCCAAAGUCAUCCUGACACCUGGGUGAAGCCAGGCAGAACCACUCUGAAAAUCACCUGGUGAAUUGAUUCUCCUUUACAACCCUCAUCCACCCUCUGUUCCCUCCCUCAUCUUGUCCCCCUGCCCCCCCGAGUCCUCCACAGCUUGGUCACUCUGCCACGUUCUUUUACUGCUCAGACCCGAGCGCUGUCUAACUCCAGGGUUUGUGUGGGCCAACUCUUGCUGGUUAAGGGCUUGUUUGUUGUUAUGGUGGUGGUAGCGCGGUGUUGCUGGUGGAGGCAAGAGCUGCUGUCACACCUCUUAGAGUCCCCCCCCCCGCUUUUGCUGCGUCCGCCUCCGCCAAUCAGUCGCCGGAACGGCCUCGUCGCACACGGCCGAGCACGGGGUCGCGUCCUGGCGCAAAGCAGCAGGCAGGAGCGCGAGCCGACGCCUGACUGACUUCCCGCCUGCGUGGCUGGAUGACUGGCUAUGUGACUGGCAGGCCAGCUGAUUCACCGCAGGGCCGCCUGAUUGGCCGGCUGCCGAGCUGACACAUCACUUUAGCGUACAGUGUGAGCAGGAAGGAGACGAAUGGGGGAAUUACUCCGGAUGGGCUCGCUGAGGUAGCUCUGGGAUUGAGACAAAUGUGUGGGCUUCAGAUGCAUAAAGCACUUGUGUAAUGAUAAACUUGAAUGAAAUCUUAGUGCCUUGUUGGAAGAGGACUAGAUGUAGGUGUGUGUGUGUGUGUGUGUGUGUGUGUGCGGUCCUGCAUGUCCAUAUCAGCGUAGGGGACGAUUCGCUCAAUUCAGGAAGUGACUUUUCUUGAAGCCCGAGACUCUCCUGACUCUCAUGUGGACCUGAACGUGAAUUGACCUCGGCUCUGGAGCAGGACAUCGAAGGCACCGCCGGUUUCGUGACUCUCGUUCGGCUUUCUAAAUAAACACUGAUGUAACUGCUGGCUGUGAAUAGAGCUAAAGAGACUUUUUUUCCACCAUAUUUUCCUGCCUUGAAAAGUUCACUGUCGCCCUAAGAAGACCUCUGUUCCAUUUGAAUCAUCACAUGAUGCUGUUGUGUUGUUUUUCCCACCUGUUCAAUCCAAAGUACUUUUAUGGGAAAGGACAUUGUUGCUGUUUACCUCCAUUGUUUGUUUUAAUUCCUGCUCGGCGUGAUGUUCUGGGAUGUUCUGGUCUGUCGCCUGCGCUAUGCCCUAAUCCGAUUAUGUGAAGCAGAGCAAUGUACAGUUGUGCCAGUUUAAUCAGUACUUCCAGGUUUGGUGCUCUGUUCGAUUUAACGGUCAGAUAAACUGAAACAAAAAGUCAGAUCCUCAACAAACAUACCUUGGUCAAGGUACUUGCAAGUCACGAACCAGGCUAGCUCCAUCAUAUUAGUUUGUAAAGUUUACGUCUGUUGUUGUUACAGUGAAUCUGGACUGAAGCUGCAGAUUUUUAUCAUUAAACUCCAUUAUCAUUAUAAUACAAAUAUAAUCUGCUGGUUCACCCAGGAGCAAUUCUUUGGACAUUUAGAAACUUUUGUUGCCUCAGUGUAACACAACAGUGACGUUUGAGUUAAAAGCUUGAUCUGGAUUCAUGUAAUGAAUGAAUGAAUGAAUUAUACCAUUAGACAUAAAUAAAAACCAAGGAUUCUGUUUAAGUCGGCUAUCAAAGAGGAGGAAAUAGACAUUUGUUCUGGUGUAUGCAUGUGCAAAAUCACAUACAAAAAUGUCUGUAGUCUGGAAAAGGUGCCGGCCGAAGCUACAGCUCGUAGUGCCAAACCUUUUAACAGUGCACCACGUUACCCCUCGACAGGGAACUGCUAACAACAACAGCAUGUCAGCAGGACGUCACCUUCAGGCCGAAAGCCGAAACCUGACAAUAAAAGACUUUUUGUGGACUUGGAAACGGCCUCAGCUGCUGUUGUAUUCUGGAGCCGUAAAGUCAUGAUAUUCCUCAUAUUUCAGGCUUGUGUUCAAAUUUUCAAUUAAAACUUCCGUCUCCCCUCUGGAGCAGGUGAAAAACCUAAAGGCAAGAUGUGUGAAACUACGUGUCUCUAAUCUGUCUCACAUUUCAGUCUGAAAAUCAGUUUGUUGACCGGCACUCCUCAUAGAAGAGCACCAGGUUUUAACUGUAGUUCAGGGUUCGUCUGUGUCUGUUUCCCCCUGACCUUCUCACUACACGCCUGGACAACUCGUACAUUGUCGGAUUGUUAAGAGCUGAGUGGGAAUUGCUGCUUCAGACCACUGAGUCACUGCUGUAGCCAAGUUUCCACCACAGACCCUAACAGGACCAAACGAAACAACCAUCUGACCUUUCUACAGCUCGAUCCAGUUACCGUUCCCACAUUUCUCCUUUUCUUUGACAGUGUUUUAAAUGAAGUUCUGUGCGGAUCAGCGGUGCGAUCUGGGCCGUCGAAUCAUGUGACGUUAUUGUGAAUGACUGUUUGAUACAGACGCUGUACUUGUGGACAGAGUUGUGCAGAGAACUGGAUACACGAGGCAACAUUCUGGGCUUCUUGUUCUCCUUUGCCCUCGUCAGAGCAGUUUGAUAACAUGUGGUUUGCCCUGAGCUGGCCGAGCCCAUCUCACAGUGCAGCGCAGCCACAGCGCCUCGUAGAAUAAUGAGAAAUAAACAAGAAAUCCUGCCGGCUAAGCUCGAUGAAAAGGAAGCUGGAUUCUCACAGAUAUCAAGGCAGUGAUUGUAAACAGGACACUUUGCCACAGUUUGGUUUUAUCUAGAGUUAUAUUCACUUUAGCUAUUAUUUUCCCAUUACAGUGAACAUGCAGAAAGGUGCACUAAUUGAUUCAUUUUAUAUUAAUUAAUGGCAGAUGAAUCUUUGUUGUUGGAAAAGCUUUUUCUGUUAGAGGUGGAAAGACUAAAUUUGCUGUCGAAACUGUCCAGACGUGGCUACACAUGACAAAAUGAGAUCAUAUAUUCAUCAUGCAUGAGCUGAUUUUCUUCUAAGAAUCCAACAAAAUCACAUGAAUAAGUUUAGCUUUGAUUUGGCAUGUUCAAUAUCAGAUUUCAGAUCAGCAUUUGGUAUAACUCCUUGUUUUUGAGAUACGGCCAUUUCUGAAUCAUACUACAUUUAGUCGUGAGUCACGAGGUUACUCAUUUUAUUAUUUUUCACACUAGUGGAAAUACAGGUUUCCAUGAGCCCCUCGACUGUCGACUAAGGAAAGUGCAUUAAUAAAAACCUGUGUUUAUUUGUAGUUCGUUCAGCCAGCUCUUGUAAAAGAAAUUCUAAAACUCGACUGUGGACACUGAGUUAACAGUAAAUCAAAAGGCCACAUGUAACGUGAAAGAGGAGGCUCACAGUGAUAAACCAACAGAAAACCAUCACCAAACUCCUCAGCAGAGCGUUCUGGUUUCUUUAAGCUCACAGUUUGAAUUUUACAGCACAUUUACUGUAAAGAUCGGUCUCAGCGCUCCCAUCAGCCUUGUUCCCAGCAGCAGCAGCAGCAGCAGCAGCAGCAGCAGCAGCAGCAGCAGGAAGCUGUUUUCACCAAAAAACAUCCGAUAAAGUCACUGAACGCUACCGGCCCAGCACCAAAGAGCAGGCGUGCAAACCCAGUGAGUAGCUGCUGGAAACAGGAACAUUCAGCAGAUCAAAAAAAUGAUUUUCUUAGCGGGUGGUAGAGAGCCAAACAGAGCUUAAAGGAGUGUUGGACACAAACACAAUUUCAAAUUGAAUUUAACAUUGUUAUUGUUAGCGACAGUAACUUUUUACAGUCUGUGUCCGACAGUCUUCUGCCCUCAAGUGGCCAAAAAAAUAUCAAUUUAAGCAUGAGUUCACUAAGUAGUGUAGAAGUCCCGGUUCACAACAAACAUUGUAGGCUUUCUGACAAUAUGGCCGCCUCAGGCCGACUUCUUUUCCACAGCUCUCAGUCCCUCUGGCUGGUGUUCAGGCUGACUUUAGGUGAGCCUCAGUUUAAACUGACAGGAGCAGAUGAUGGUCGUAAACUGUUCUGUGGGACGGAUCCAGAUCCGGAUCUAAAGCAAACCAGAUGACGUCAAAGUGUUUACGGCCAAAAGAGACUCAAUCAGUACUCACUGCAGAGAUGGAACUUAAAUGAUCUCUGGAGAAAAUGGUCACAAGUGUUGCCCAAGAUGUUGCUAACUGUGUCCCAUUCAGUCAAGUUUCUUAAUUGAAUAAGCUUGUGAAACUUUUUUUUUUUUGCACCUCUCCAUUGCACAUGUAAACUGUUUUUGUUACAUCAAAAUGUAACUUGGGUCGAGUUAAGUUUACAUUUGCUUUAUUCCAGCUUUUAUCCACUGUGGUAAAAUAUUAAAACCUCUUAUUACCGUGUAUCCCCUCCUUGAUAAUAUGUAACAGCGUAAACUAGUAAACACGUUUCCUCUCGUAUUCACGAUACUUUUCCACACUUUAUAGGGUAAGGCUUUUGGAAGUGUGCUGGCUUUUUUGUCGUAACAUGAAAACGCUUUUUUUUUUUUUCACCCCAUGUUGUUGUGGUCAGACUAAAAUUUGUUGAGCAACGUAAAGAAAUCUCAUUUUAUAAAGAGCAAAGGUUUUUAAUGUCCACGGCCAGCGUCGGCCAGUCACACACUGUCGUGUACGUGUGUGUGAAUUUUGAUGUGUAGGGAAGUGUAAAUUUUGUAUCGCAUAAAAAAUAUCCAAUAUUUUUUUCUACUGACAUCGCAACUGUUAAAAGUGUAUUUAGAUAUUUAACAAACUGUACAAUUAAACUGGAAUUGUAUGAUAUUUUUGCUGAAAUUGUAAAAUAAAAAGGUUUCUAUAUUUGGA
Messenger RNA from Chelmon rostratus (copperband butterflyfish), 7287 nucleotides. Its product is annotated as polypeptide N-acetylgalactosaminyltransferase 10-like. Gene Ontology annotation, cellular component: Golgi apparatus. The record is from RefSeq and is a predicted model, not a curated record. The coding region runs from base 98 to 1915 and encodes 605 amino acids. The transcript has 12 exons. Lineage: Eukaryota; Metazoa; Chordata; Actinopteri; Chaetodontiformes; Chaetodontidae.